Molecule: messenger RNA, 1920 nt
Organism: Rotaria sordida
Lineage: Eukaryota; Metazoa; Rotifera; Eurotatoria; Philodinida; Philodinidae
Source: the annotation of a GenBank genome assembly
AUGCAAGGAUUACAUUAUCUCCUGUAUAUAUGGUUAGGUAUAGUUAUUGAAGCAUCUCACUAUCGAGGUGGUUCAUUUACAUGGAAACCUGUUAGUCCACAAGUACCUAAUCAAAAUCCUGUACCAAUAUCAUUUACUCAACGACAUGCUUGGCGUCGUGGUUCUUAUUAUUGUGAUCAAAAUACUAUUAACAGUGGUGGUACUAUCGGAGCUGGUAGUAUAUGUUGUCGUGGCAGUCAAUGUGGUUCAUUGAUUUGUCCUCUGAGUACAUCUGUACCAUGUACUGAUUUUAGUGUUUCACAAGAUAUGAGUGCUGGUCAAGACUCAUCAAUAUUGAACUUGUCUCCAAACAUUAAGAUUGCCUUAACAUUCACUGGCAGUGCCUGGAUUUCACUGCAAAGUGGUGGUGGUAAUUGGGCUGUGACUACGCAGAUAAGUACAUAUAUGCGAGCUGAUGGACAUUACAAUACUGCACCAACUUCGGCUAUGGUUCCUGUUAAAUUACUUCGACAAGGCUUUUCAUACACAUGGUUAAUACCUACUGCUGAUACAGAUGGUGAUACAGUAAAAUGUCGAUGGGCUAGUGCCAGUGCUACAGUACCAACUAAUGUUGUUGCUGAUGAAUGCGCUGGAAUUUGUAAUACUUUUCCUGGGGCAUCACUCAACUCAUCCAGUUGCAUGAUGUCUUACACAGCAUCAGCUGUUGGUUUCUGGGCUGUUAGUCUGAUGAUGGAAGAUUAUGAGUUUACUUGGCAAACAACUGCACUAUCAGCUACACCUUUACAAUUUAUUGUUCAAGUCUAUGCAUCGAGCAGUAGCUGCACUGUUGGACCAUCAUAUACAGGAGCUCGUCCAGCUGGUGCUUGUGUUGGUGUCGAUGUUAAUCAAAUAGUUGUAGAACAAGCUAUUUUUACUGUUGGUUGUUCAGGUGUAACACUUUCAGAUGUACUCACUACAUCACCACCUGGUAUGAUUCGCGGUACAGUCACUCAAUCGACUAGCAAUCCAUUAGAAUAUACAAUGUCAAUGACAUGGACACCACCAGCAUCUGCUUGGGGUUCAAAUCUUGUUUGUUAUACACCAAUCGAUAGUUUGGGUCAACAAGGCAAUACACAAUGUGUCACUUAUCUUGUUGCUGUUACUGCACCUGAACUAAUCUAUACAAGUUAUGUUAAUGGUAGCAUGUCUCCCAUAGGUACAGUUAUGCCUACUCAAAAUGUAUGGCGUGUUGAAUGUACUAAAGCAGUCAAUCGUCCAUCAACUGCAGCAUAUAUUCGAUUUUAUCAAAGUUCAACUGCUACACAAGUAUAUGCACUUGACGCUAGCACAGAUACAACCCGUGUUAUUUAUUCAAAUUUUACUUUGAUCUUCUUUACAAACUAUGCAUGGAUAGCUGGUCAAAGCUAUUAUAUUUUAUUUGACAAUGGUGUUGUAACGGGUACUGAAUUUUGUGGUCCACAAUCAAAACCAAUUCUUGAUCCAACUUUUUGGCCGUUUAAUAUUUUUAAUUCAGCUGCCUAUGCUAAUUUGACAGGAAUGACAACAUCAAGUACAACAACAAUUAUUCCAAAUAUAACAACACCAGCUAUAUCAACAACAACAGCUAAUCCAGCUAUUACUACAACUGGAAUUACUGUUCCAAGCUCGACUACACCUUAUACUGGUACUGGCGCAAGUACGACAGUUAGAACAACAACAUCAACAACAACGAGUACUACCACUGCAUCAAUAUCAACAACGACAUUAACAACAACGACAACAACUAUGCCAGCGGUUCAGAUACUACAACCAAGUGAUAUUAUUAAAAAAUGUGAACAACCAGUUAUUAUUGGUACAUUAUUAUCUACAACUGUUGUUGGAGCUAUAUCUUUAGUUGUUUAUGGUGUUUUUAUGGCUAAAAUUGCGGCAUCAAUGUUGUAA